UUGAGUUGUGUGUGCGGAACUAGGGUUUGGUUGUGCGGAGUAGAAGAUGGCGAAGUUCAACGUGGUUCAGAAAAGAAGAAGAGCUCUUGUUGCAGAGAGAAAGAGACAAAUUCACGGCGACCCAACCACCGGAAAGCUUAAGAUCAGGAAGCAGAACGUUUCUCUUUCCGGCAAACGCAAGCGCAAGCUCUUCAAACAAUGGCGUCGGGAACAAAAGGAGGCCUUAGAGAGUGGCAUAGUAAGCAUGGAAGACGUGCAAAUGGCUGUUGCAAAAGGGGAAAGCAAGGAUAGCACUGCUUCAUCUUCAGGAAAAUUUCACUUGAAAAAGGGUUUGAAACUUAAACAGCUUAAGGGUAAAGGGAAGAACAAAAGAAAAUCUGAUGUACCAGCAGCCGAAAUAUCAGCUGAUGCAAAUGCAAUGAUGGAAUAAUUUUUGUGGUCUGCUUGGUAGGUAGGAGAAUAGAAAAGACAAAAAUGUGAUGGCAUUAUGUUGUAAACUUGAACUGAGGGAUUUGCAGGCCAUCUCAAUAUUUUCCUUUUUUACUUUUGUAUGGUAAAAGAAUGGAAGUUUUGAUUUAAUAGUUUGAGUUGUUAAAUUGCUGUCAUGUUCCUAGAA
Vicia villosa (hairy vetch) is the source of this 616-nucleotide messenger RNA. RefSeq lists its product as uncharacterized. The transcript is spliced from 3 exons. The record is from RefSeq and is a predicted model, not a curated record. Bases 47 to 430 code for a protein of 127 amino acids. NCBI's taxonomy places the organism in Eukaryota, Viridiplantae, Streptophyta, Magnoliopsida, Fabales, Fabaceae.